CUCCUCUGCGACGCUGACACACAACGACCGCGCGAGCAAUGGACUGGUUCAAGACCCUCUUCGGCUUCAGGGAGAAGGGUUUGGCCUACGACGAGAUCCAAGCCAAGUUCGAGAUCGUCAACGAAACGCAGUUGCGCAGCGUCACCAACGACAAAGCGUACGACAUUGGCACGUUCGAGUGCCUAUCGCUGGCAACGCUUCGUGACCAUGCCAUGUGCGUCGGGCGUCUCGGGCAACUCCGCGUUACCCACGUCGCGUCCAAAGACGUGUUCCUACUGCACUGUGACCCACUACAUCGAAACGCGACGUUCCAGGCUGCUUCCCAGUUCAAUUGCCUCGAAUUUGCCCAUCCGCGAGCUCGGCCAGAGGACGGAGUCACCAUUUACGCACGCGAUAUGACUCAAGGGCCAGCGUGCGCCAUCGCAGCUGGUCCGGGCACGGUUUUCCGCAACUACUUUGCAUCGCCAGACGCCGAUUUGCAAGGACAAAGAGCAACGAGCCAGAUCAACAAUCUCGACGAUGUCGAAGUCAUUCUUGACAAUGAGCGGCAUCAGUAUUUCCACGUCGUCAACGGCUAUACGGACGCCACGAAUGCGAGUCUACAACGACUCAACGAUGUGCUCGAGACCGCCGACAACAAUGACCUUGAGGAUGCGCUGAAAGUCGGUGUCCACUGGAACGUUGAAGUGCCUUUCAAAGCGCGGUACCACCCAACCAGCCCCAGCAGCGACAAACAGCUCGUCACCCAAGUGUACUGCUCGGCCAUUUCGUGUGGUUACUCGUACGCUUCGACGACUGCGUGGGCGCCUUUUGCCAGUCUCGUGCUUCGCGCUAGCUAUGAGGCGACCCUGUGGGCUGCUAUCAUCAAUGCCUCAACCACCGGAUCGAACAGAGUAUUUCUCACUGUUCUCGGCGGUGGCGUUUUUGGAAACAAGACUACGUGGAUUCUCGAUGCAAUCGCUGCCGCCGUCGCCAAGUGCCACGCAUUUGACCUCGACGUUGUUGUCGUACAUUACCUAAAGGUCGACAAAGCACUCGUGACAGCGCUAGACAAAUUGUUGCCGAUACCCGAUAUGUCUGAGGUGUUCGCAAGCACCUAGACAGCGUCGUUGAUACUCAAAAAUCUACUGGAAGAUAAACAUGAGCGCAUGAAUUGAGUUUUAUCGUA
Molecule: messenger RNA, 1168 nt
Organism: Saprolegnia diclina VS20
Lineage: Eukaryota; Oomycota; Saprolegniomycetes; Saprolegniales; Saprolegniaceae
Exons: 3
Coding region: 39-1100 (353 amino acids)
Source: RefSeq, a predicted model, not a curated record